Diorhabda carinulata is the source of this 5570-nucleotide messenger RNA. RefSeq names its product protein artichoke. Bases 243 to 4259 code for a protein of 1338 amino acids. The transcript is spliced from 10 exons. Gene Ontology annotation, cellular component: extracellular matrix. Gene Ontology annotation, molecular function: protein binding. The record is from RefSeq and is a predicted model, not a curated record. Lineage: Eukaryota; Metazoa; Arthropoda; Insecta; Coleoptera; Chrysomelidae.
AGAAGGAUUUGGUCGACUCGAUUGCUUCGAUUCAAGUGAAGUUGAAAGGUGCGACCAGAGCCUGCUGGGUUCGCGAUUUCACGAUUCAAGUCUCCAAUACACAUUUUUUUCGGAAAAUUUUUCGGUUUCAUGAAGUGAGAGUGUGUGAUUUUUGACUUGAAAAAUAUUUUUUAGUGCACAAUGACUUUAUAAAUAUCAGUUAUUAUUUUCAAAUUUGGGGGUUUUCGACAGUUUUAUUAAAGAUGGAUCACUGGAAGGAUUUCCUUCUCUUCCUGCUCCUUGUUACAAAAUCUACUUCGGAAGAUUCCAGGCCAUGUAUAGAAAUUUCCAGAGAAUUGCGAUUCCCAUGUAGAUGUACGUUAGGACCCAUAGAGCAAGCUUUAGGUGGUAACCCCUCAAUUGAAGUUAACUGUGAUAGAGUAGUUUUUUCUAGCGAAGUAUCUUCUUUACCAUACGGCGCUCCCAUAGUAUCCUUCAGUCAAAGAUGGUCAGGUCACCAAUCACUACCGACCCAGGUAUUCACAACAACUGACCUUCCUUUAAGAAGCGUAGACCUAUCCGGAAACUCGUUGAGACGACUAACGGAAAGAAUGCUACAAGGACUCAAAUCUACGCUUGUCGAACUUAGACUAAGCGAUAAUCUUCUAGGUGAUACGUUGAAUCCGAUCUUUUCUAGUACAGAGUUUCGCGGAUUGAGUCAUCUUCAAAUUUUAGACUUAAGUGGAAACGGUAUUAAAGCCAUCGAGGAAGGAAUUUUGGAAGGAUGUGAUAGUUUACAAGAAUUUUAUCUUGGAAGAAAUAGUUUUAGUUCUGUUCCAAGUUAUUCUUUGAACGGCCCGCAGAAAAUGAGACUACUCUCUCUAGAAGAUAAUCGAAUAGAUGUGGUGAAAUCGGAAUCUUUUAAAUCGCAACCUUACCUCGAGCACAUCGAUCUUAGUAAGAAUUUAAUUUCGCAAAUAGAAAGUAACGCAAUAUCCCCGUUAGAGAGGUUAAAAUCUUUGAGGUUGGCCCACAAUAGACUUUCUAGGUUCAACAGCGAUGUUUUCCAGGGAGCAAGUAAUCUUAUGUUGUUGGAUUUAUCACAAAAUUAUAUUGUAGAAUUUCCCAAUAUAGCAUUAAAAGCCUUUUCGAAUCUUCGAUACCUAAAUUUAUCUUCGAAUUUAAUCCAGAACUUGGAUAACAGUCAUUUGGCAAAUCUGCAAGGCUUGUACCAACUGGAUCUAAGUAGAAACAAUUUAGCAAAUAUUGUACCAGGUACAUUCUUAGGUUUAAAACAGCUUAGGAAAUUGAACAUUGGAGUUAAUUCUUUACGAACGAUUGAAGAUGAUGCUUUCGAGGGACUAGAUAACUUGGAGUUCCUAAAUUUGAAAGACAAUAACAUUCUUCUAAUUCCUGCAUCUGCAUUAGGUCGCUUACCGAAACUGACAUCUUUACAAUUAGAUUAUAAUAGAGUAGCGGCUCUAUCAGCAGAUAUUCUACGAUCCGUAGCUGACAAAAUCACCACACUAAUUAUUUCAAAAAAUAUAGUCAGAGAAUUACCGUCGGCUUCGUUCCAAAAUUUCAACCAAUUGGAAAAUUUAGAUUUAUCGAGGAAUUUGUUAAGUUCGUUAAAUUCGGACGCGUUUUCUGGUUUGGAAAAUAUCUUAUUAAAUUUGGACCUAUCGCAGAAUCGUAUAACGAAUUUAGCCGGUACCGCUCUAACUUUAUCCAAGUUACAAAAAUUGGAUUUAAGCGAUAAUCACUUAACUGAUAUAUCGAGGAACUUCUUUACCUUAUUACCAUCUUUGAAAUACUUGAAUAUAAGCAGAAAUAUACAUUUAACGAAUAUUCCAGUAUCACUUUUACACAAACUGACCGAAUUAGAGGUGUUAGAUUUGAGUUACGCGGGCAUUAAAUCGCUUCCACCCGAAUUUCUUAUGAAAUCUAAAAGUCUUAAGGAAAUUUAUCUAACUCAUAAUAAUAUUUUAGAAUUACCAGAAGGUGCAUUCAGUAACAUGUCUAAUAUAUCAACUAUAGAUCUGUCUUUUAAUAACAUAACCAAUAUCAAACUAGGCUCGUUUGUAAAUAUAAUGAACAUAAAAAAAUUGUUCCUAAGAGGAAAUCAACUAACAUCAUUCAAAGGAGAAUUUUUCAACACAGGAAGCAGUUUAGAAAUAUUGGAUAUAUCGGAAAAUCAAUUGAGCUACCUUUUCCCUUCAUCAUUUAGAAUACAUCCGAGACUAAAAGAAAUAAGAGCCAACCGAAAUAAAUUCAAUUUUUUCCCAGCCGAGCUCAUAUCUCACCUCCAAUUUUUAGAAUACAUAGAUUUGUCUCAUAACCAACUGAAAACGAUAGAAGAGUUAGAUUUCGCAAAAUUGCCUCGUCUAAGAUAUUUAAUUUUAACAAAUAAUCAGUUAGAAUUAAUAAGCGAUAUGGCAUUCCACAACUCAACCCAAUUACAAAUACUCGAUCUCAGUUAUAAUAAAUUAGACAGAUUAGGCGAUAGAACUUUUGAAGGUUUAGUCCGAUUGGAAUUGUUGAAUCUCGAAGGAAAUUUAUUAGCGGAUCUACCGGAAACUAUCUUCGAACGAGUGAGACUACAAAUGCUGGAAAAUAUAAACUUGGCUAGAAACCAGUUCGAAAUCGCACCCUUAAAAUCAUUGCAACGACAAUACUUUUUCGUUAAUUCCGUAGAUUUAUCUCACAAUAAAUUACGAGAAAUACCAGCGGAUGAUAGUGUCAUGGUGAAUAUAAAAAAAUUAGACUUUUCUUUCAAUCCUCUAUCACCAAACGCCAUUACGAACAUUUUAAGCGAACCUAAAACCGUCAGAGAAAUUAAUUUGGCAGCAACUGGCAUAAACAGAAUUCCAAGGCUAGAAACGCCUUUUCUGAAAUAUUUGAAUUUAUCACAAAAUAACAUAUCAGUUUUUGAUGUCGAUAGUUUUGAACGAAUUACUUUGCUGGAAAGAUUAGAUUUGUCUAACAAUAACAUACAGGAUUUGUCAAAUUUCUCGCUUAUUUGGAAAUUACUACAUAAUCUACAAACCUUGGAUAUUUCACAAAACCCUCUUGUUUCCAUAUCCAAUAAUGAUUUUGAUGGGCUCAACAAACUCAGGUACUUGCGAUUGCAUUCUUUGAAUGAAUGUAGUAGAAUAGAAAAGAAUGCUUUUAAAGCGGUUCCAAACCUCUCCUCAUUAGACGCAUACUGGUAUCCGAAAUUAGGUUACUUAGAUAUACAAGGUUUGUUACAGAACAUGCCUCUUCUAGAAAGAUUGAAUAUAGAAACUAAAGAUUCGGCAAUAGGUAAAGACCAAUUACAAUCUUUGUUACAUCCGAGGCUUAAGGAAAUAGGAAUUAGAGGUUCGAGACUGCGGAGCAUUUCUUCUGGUACUUUAUCAGGUCUCAAAGGAUCUGAAAUAGUGAUUCGUUUGAUGAACACUUCAAUAACGACUCUUCCUCCAGCUUUGUUUUUUCCCGUACCCAGAUCAACGAAAAUUAUACUGGAUGUCACUGGCAGUCAGUUAACCACCAUCAACCCACAACUUUUAGCCACUUUUGAAGAUCGAAGAGGAGAUUUAAAAAUGAUUGGUCUAGAAACCAAUCCAAUUAUUUGCGAUUGUAGUUCCAGAGCUUUAAGAAGAUGGCUGCCAUUGCACAUGACUACUAUCAAAUGUUCUGCACCGCAACAUCUCAAAGGGAAGUUGUUGGUGGAAAUCGGGGAUGACGAACUGACUUGUGACCCGAGGAAAAUCACACCGUCGACUGCUUCACCUUCGACAUCUGUUUUUACAAAAGGCUCUAAAGUUCAUCCAAAACAGACGGAACCAGAUAUCAUAUGGUCAAUGCCUACAACAGAAAAAAUUAAACCAAAAAUAGCUCAAGCGGGUCAAACUCCAAUUACAAAUGAUGAUACAUUAAUUAUAGGUAUUGUGGGGGGAGUGGUGGCUUUCAUAGCCAUAUUAAUAAUAAUAAUAUGUAUUAUAAGACUAAGAAUGACUAGUAAUCAGUAUAGGGGAGGUCCGUUGGCUACUGCUAAUCCGAUGGUUGGUGUAGUAGGACCUGGAAGUAGCUGUGCGUGUAGCAUUAAAGGUGCUCCAUCAGUUUACGCGGUUCCACCGUAUGCAGCAGCAUAUUCUGCAACAUUGCCACAUAAAGUUACUGCAUCGGGACAAAUUCUAAGGCCAUCCAGUUAUUCUACCAUGGGAAGGAUGCCGUAUCAAACAAAUACACAACCGUAUUUUAUAGCUACGUAUCCUUCUGACGAAAAAAUAUAUCGGUAGCUUUAAGAUUAUGCGAUUAAAAGUGACGGUCGUCAAAUAAAUCUUUGAUUUUAUAAAUCGGCAAUCAAUAAUUCUGUUAAUGUUUCCUUGUACUCUAGAGGAUAGAAAUAUACAAACGAUUUAAUUAUUUUAAAAAGUCUAAAGAUGGAAUGAGUUUACUAGAAUCACACGAAUGAGCAGCACAUACUACAACAGUUCGUAGGGAAGCUUAGAAAUAUUAAAUUAUUUGUAGGCUUUCUAGGGCUGACUCAGUCAAUAUCAAUCGGAGCAACAGACAACUUCUGAAAAUACCAACCACAAAAGUUGACGAAACGUCAAGUAGUUAUAGUUAUUUUAAAAGACGAAUAGCCCAAGAAACAUUAAAGCGAAAGCUUUUUCUUUAUCAACAGCAUACAUACACACUCAUCAACACGUAUACUACAUAAUGUGGUAACUUAUCCACCACCUUUGUUCAUCGGUCAAAUUCCGAAUCAGUUUAGGGAGCGAUCGCAUUGUUGUUCAGAAAUUAAUCGAAUUAAUCAGGUCGGAGUCAUAUGAUAGGAUCCUUUCUACACUUGUAGACCGGUGGAUAAAUGUGACGGGUUGAUCUGUAUAUCUAUGGUUUGUUUUUUUUUAAUUAAAAAUUAUUUAUUUCCCUUAAAUGGCUGUCUACUGUUAAUUCUCAUGAGCAGCGUCAUAAGUUGCUUUCCAAUUUAUUAAGCACUUUGUGGGCUCGACGCUCAUGCGCUUGGCACACAAAAAUCAAUUACAACAAACUUCUCAACUUUUAUGUCAAGUGUCAAACUUGAAAACAUGUCACAAAUUAAUUGUUAAUUCGUUGCAGUGUCCCAAAUACAAGAUACAUGAUAAAUUAAAUAAAAAAUACGAAUACUAUGGAAACACUUCUUUCUUAUUAGGUAUAUAUCCUUUUUGAGCCCUUUUAUAUUUUUUUUUUUUCAUUAAGUAAAAAUGCAUAUUCUCAAUUGGUCUCUGAAUCCAAUAAUAUAAGAAAAUUUUGUUUUAAGCUAACACAUCUCCACACAUCCUUCAUUACUCAAGGCAAUAUCGUUAAAAACAUUAUCAAUUUGAAAAAGAUAGGUUGGAAUUCUCAAUAUCAUAUUAUCUAAAGUUUAAACUACCCCCAUAUCACUGGUAACGUUUAAACCGAAGUUUGUCGGUUAAUGCCAUCUAUAAAGCGUGAAAUUAGUCGAUCUGUGUUUUAAACUGACGUUUGAUGUUUAUACUUCACUUGUAAAAUUGCCUAUGAUGUUUUCAAUUUCUUAACAACAGCUUAUUGUCAUACCAAAAUCCUUAUGACAUAAGCUACAUGAU